This is a messenger RNA of Lycium ferocissimum, 1516 nucleotides long. RefSeq lists its product as uncharacterized. Lineage: Eukaryota; Viridiplantae; Streptophyta; Magnoliopsida; Solanales; Solanaceae. The coding region runs from base 282 to 1238 and encodes 318 amino acids. The record is from RefSeq and is a predicted model, not a curated record. The transcript is spliced from 8 exons.
AAUUACACAAGGGAAAAGCACAAAGAGAGUGUUAUGUAAUGGCAAAAUAGCCACGUCAUCACUUGUUUACCUUUCCCUUUCUUCAAUAAAAAAUGACACCUCUUUUGAAUCAAAUUUCUUAUACAAAAAACUCUGAAUAUUUACUCAACUGGAUCGUAGGUGUAAGUGACUGCCUUUUGGAAUAUACUCAUUGAUGUUGCACGUAAGCUGGGGUGUACGCUUCUACUGAAAAAUUGGAACAAAGCUUAAUUGCAAUAGAUUUAAGUAUUGGAGCCUCAAAAAUGUCGAGCGGAGAUGGACGAAAAGUCUCUUGUGAAGAUAUACAAAUGGUGCAAAAUCGGAUAGAGCAGUGUCUUCGGCAAUACAUGAGUCGGAAAGAAGUUGUGAACACACUCUUCAUCCAGGACAACAUAGAGCCUAGAUUUACUGAACUUGUUUGGCAGAAACUAGAAGAAGAAAAUCAGGAUUUUUUUCAAGCAUAUUACCUGAAGCUGAUGGUGAAAGAGCAAAUAAUUGAAUUCAACAGGUUGCUGUCAGAACAGGUGAAGAUGACACAGCAAGUUCCAAGUGCAAUUUCUUCUCUACCUAUGUCUAAUGGGUGUAAUAUUUCGCCAAUGCAUCAAAAUUCAACUUGCCGUGCUGCCGAAAAUGUUGGAACUGCUGCAAAGCCUAAUGGCAUGCAUGAAUCUGUACAUGCAGAUAGACCCAAUGCAUUCAGUAACAGCAGCUCGUCUGUUCUCUCUUGCAUGCAAACAGCAAUUGAUAUUCCUUCUCAAAGCAGGAAAAUUGACGUUCCUCCUAAUAUGUAUUUGGGCCAGCCCUCUAACAUGGGGAUGAGACAGACAAUGGACGGGAGGAUUAUUAAGACAGAACCUGUCUAUGGCGGCAAUUCUCCAUUUGCCUUUGGUCCUCAUGGCAGUUACUUGGAGUCACAUUCUGCAAUGGGCGAUGCAUCUGUUUCGUCAUUUAGUAGUGUGGAGUCGAACACACAACCUCUUAAUGAACCUCUUCUGGAUGCUGACACCAAUUCCUUUGGAUUUUUAGGAGAAAUAUCUCAAAAUUUUGGUUUCUCAGACUUGACUGCUGAUUUCACUAAUAGUUCUGAUAUAUUGGAGAGCUACUCUAGGACUCCCUUUCUAGCAACAGAUACAGGCAACUUGCUUGAUUCAAAUGGAGGCAUUGAGAGGUUAACCAAUGCAUCAGAGAGCUUGAGAUAUACUAAUUUCACUCCAGAUUGAUUGUGUAUAGAUUUGAUCAAACACACACGAUAAUAGGUUUUGUAUAUGCUGCUCAAGUGGUUUAGGAUAUUUGGAUUCUCUGGUAUUGUAGGCUUGAUGUUUUCAUGGUGAAUAAUUCAAACAUGAUAGAUUUCAGUAGAGAUCUUGUACAAAGAGUUGAAUGUGAUUUAGAACAUUGUUAUUUUAGCCACGUAUAAGCAUACUGUCUGAUUUUUAGUGUAACUAUGGAAACAGUGAUGAAGUUUAGUGCAUAUUGGACCAGGGAUAUUUCAGCUUUU